Humulus lupulus (European hop) is the source of this 1467-nucleotide messenger RNA. RefSeq names its product probable complex I intermediate-associated protein 30. NCBI's taxonomy places the organism in Eukaryota, Viridiplantae, Streptophyta, Magnoliopsida, Rosales, Cannabaceae. The record is from RefSeq and is a predicted model, not a curated record. Gene Ontology annotation, biological process: mitochondrial respiratory chain complex I assembly; mitochondrial electron transport, NADH to ubiquinone. The transcript is spliced from 11 exons. The coding region runs from base 499 to 1176 and encodes 225 amino acids. Gene Ontology annotation, cellular component: mitochondrion.
ACGAACGAAACGUCGUCGUUUCGCCAUUGGCCGAAUCGAAGUAUCAAGCGUCGUGCUUCUUCUUCGUCGUCUUCGUCUGUACGUGAUUCAUAACGUUAAACGGCGAGAACCCGCAUCAGUGCAGUACUGUAGACGUAGUACUAUAUUAUGAUGCUCAGACUUUGAAGACAAAACCCCACUUGCACUUUGUUGUUUCAUCAUUGCCUGCUAGCCAUUAGCGGCCUUUACUCUUUUUAUCUCAAAGGUUAAGGUUGUUUGGAAAGGAUCCAAGAGCUUGGCGCCAACCUUCUACCUUGCCCCUUCCCCGUUGCUUGGUGCCAAGAAAAGUGUCGCUCGCCUGCUUCAAGGCCCCAUUUUCUGGAGUGCUUCGCGUAUAGCUUCAGGGGUCGCAACUCUCAACUGGCUUUAGAAUCUGGAAAGCUUGCUGAAAUUCUGAAAUUUAACUUCUGCUAUUACAAGGACAUCUAGGGCAGCAGAACUUACGAGUGGAGUAGUGAAAUGUCAAGGUUCCGAGCAAUAUGGCAAGCAUCCUUGAAUGCGACGAAGAAAGCUCUCACAUGGAAUCCUGAAGAUCUGAUGCCUCCCACCGAAAGAUAUAUUUUCAACUUCAAUUCAAAAGAGGAGGUUAAAAAGUGGCAUUUAUAUUCAGAUUCUGAAUAUGGAGGGUUGUCCUCAGCGUCUUUGGAGAUCACAGAUGCUGGAAAAGGACUAAAAGGAGUUUUCUCUGGCAACCUCUCACUUGAUGUCAUUCCAGGUGCAAAAUGGACUAUCAGUCGAAGUGGCUUUUGUGGAAUGAGGUCAAGGAAGUUUAAUGGCUUCAUUGAUUUGGACCCGUUUGAUACAGUAGCAAUGAAGAUAAAAGGGGAUGGAAGAUGCUACAUAUCCACCAUCUAUACGGAAAAUUGGGUAAAUUCACCUGGACAACAGGAGGAUAAUUCAUGGCAAGCCUUCGUUUUUGUACCCAAAGACAACUGGUACAUUGCAAAGAUUCCUCUGGCUCAAUAUCUACCAACUUGGAGAGGAAGUGUUAUAGAUGCAGAGAUGGAAAUGAAUCCAUCUCGGGUAGUUGGAAUGUCUCUAUCCGUGAAUGCAGAGGGUGGAGUCCCUGGUGCCAGAACUGGACCAGGUGAUUUCAAAAUGGAGAUCGAUUGGAUCAAGGGCUUAAGAACACAGUGAGUAGUGAAGUGGAAAUCUAGCUGUAUUAAAAAUUUCAAUUUGCUUUACAUGAAUAAAUCUUAUCCCCUCUAUGUAUAGUACCGAAUGAAGUUAUAAACUCUUUGAACCUCAACUUUAUUUGAUUUUUACCAAUUCAGAACUGGCGCUGCUGGUUGGAAUUCACUAGGCUGAUUCCCACCAGCUAAAUUUUUGUGGGGUUUAGAAGUCCUUUUGAGACCAUAAAAGUUGGCAAGAUUUUGUGAGAAUAUAUCUUUUGGAUAUGUGGUUGAUGUGCUCUUUGAGUUUGAUUCA